Solenopsis invicta (red fire ant) is the source of this 3000-nucleotide messenger RNA. Its product is annotated as neural Wiskott-Aldrich syndrome protein. Lineage: Eukaryota; Metazoa; Arthropoda; Insecta; Hymenoptera; Formicidae. Gene Ontology annotation, molecular function: small GTPase binding; actin binding. The transcript has 8 exons. Bases 363 to 1955 code for a protein of 530 amino acids. The record is from RefSeq and is a predicted model, not a curated record. Gene Ontology annotation, biological process: actin filament organization; regulation of Rho protein signal transduction.
UUCAGUUCUAUUUGAGAUUCCGCAUGAUGAAAAUGCGUCAUAUGAAUAAACGCGGAAAUGUGGAACGUCGAACCGGAUAAAUGGAGAAUGUCAUCAUUAUCUUGAGUUCUCUUGUCGGAUAUAUAUAUGUACAUGUAUAUGUAUAUGUAUAUAUCAACGCAGGAGUUUUGUUAAGAAUAUUAUCAACAAUUUAAAGAGAUUUUGGCAAAUUUGAAGUUUUUACACGAACAAAUAUACAAUUUUGGAGUUUUCGUCUUCCUUUUCUUCUUGUCAAGACUAUAUCGUCACUGUGUGAAAAAGAGGAGCGGCCCAGGAUUGAGUAAUACUUGACUACCUUGAUUCUAACCUUCUUCGGCGAUAACAUGAAGUCGGGCAAUACGGAUAAGCAUAGAGGCACGAUACUCCUAAAACCGGAGGAAAAUGAACAAAUCUUCCAGCUGAUAGGGAAUCGAUGCCAAUGUUUAGCAGCUGGUGUUAUACAAUUAUAUUUAACUGAUGCUCCUUUACAUAAAGAUUGGAUUAAAAAAAAUACAGGUAUUAUUACCCUGAUAAGAGAUAAUCCAAGACGUAGUUUCUUUUUGCGAUUAUAUUGCUUGCAAAAGAAGAUAAUGUUAUGGGAACAUGAAAUUUAUAAUUCAAUGGAUUAUAAAGCGCCAAUGUCAUAUUUUCAUACAUUUGAAGCAGAGGAUUGCAUGGCUGCAUUUAAUUUUGCAAGUGAAACCGAAGCUAUUACAUUAAGAAAUAUACUUCUUGGAAAGUUAAAUGCUAAACGUCAGAGAAGGCAAGAGAGGAAAGCAAAAGAAAUGCAAGGUAGUAGUACUUUGCCUUGGAAGAAUCAAAGUAGCAUAUCACCCUUUACUGUCACAUCAGGUUCAUCGGGUAAUUUGUCGAAUGGUGUGCCUGCUGCCACAGUUGGUGUUAAUAGAAGCGCUUCUAGCAGUUCAAUGUACAAAACUAAAAAGAAAAAAAGUGAACUAGAUCUUAAGCGCAAGUUAACUAAGGAUGAUAUCAGUCUCCCUUCUAACUUCAGACAUGUGGCACACUUAGGUUGGGAUGUAAAUAGUAAAGGUCUGGAAUUAGAUUCUGUAGAUUCAGAAUUACAACAAUUUUUUAAUAACGCUGGUGUUUCGGAAUAUGAACUCCAAGAUAAAGGCACUCGGAAGUUUAUUUAUGAUUUUAUUGAAAGGAAUGGAGGUAUGAGCGCAGUGCAAGAAGAUAUUCGACCAUUAGCCAAUACAAAAAAUAGUAAUCAGCCUCCUGUUCUGCCGCAGAGGCAGGAAUAUCCUCCACCUGUUCCAGCACGAACAAUACCUCAUCAAACACGCACUGCUCCACCUUUACCUCCAAAUCGUUUUAAUACAUCUGCAUUACCAAGUGUGGCAUCCAGCCUACCUCCGAGUGCAUCUUUAAAUACUUCGCCGAAUGUUGUGUCAAGUUCACACAGAACUUUACCAUCAAGACCACCUCCACCAACUAUAACAUCGGCACCAGCUCUUCCUCCACCUCCGCCUCCACCUCCAUUACCAGCUCUUUCGAAGAUUAGUAUGAAUAUUCCCACACCACCGCCUCCACCACCUUUACCAGACUUAAGUAGUACCAACAACACAACAAUGAAUACAAACGUUACUAAUAACAAUAAUGAGGAAUUGAUCACUGAUCUUAGACCAAUGCUCAUGGAAUCUAUUAGAAGCGGUACAACUUUAAAGAAAGUUGAUAAGGCAGAAAUAAAACCAGCAUUAGUUGAAGAUUCAAGGGGAGAGUUACUACGACAGAUACGUGAGGGAAUUGAAUUGAAACCUGUUCGAAACGAAGCAAAACCGAAUAUAGUACCUGCACCUCGUGGUGGCUUGGCCGACGCAUUAUCUAGAGCUUUGGCCGAACGAUCUCGUGCAAUUCAUAGUGAAAGCGAAGAAACUACUAGUGAUACCUCCGAUGACGACGAAUGGGAUGAUUAAUUUGGAUAAAUUAAUUAAAAGACUAUUGCAACAUACUACUGUGAUAAAUGCAUUAUUGAUAAAAACAUUAACAAAAUUAUGUAAAUAUUGUAAUGUAAAUGAUUCAUUUUUUUUUUUUAUAUCCAAAGAAGAGUAUAUAUAAAUGAGAUAUAAUUAGACAGAAAUUUAAAAAACAGUCGUCUAGACAAAAUUAAAAAUAAAGCCAUGUACACCUAUCAAAGGAUAGGGCAGGUAAAGGCAGAUUACAGCCAUUCUAAUAUUUUACAAGAAAAAAGUUAUAAUAUGUUUGGUAUCAGUGUUAAAACAUGGUGUUUACUAUCAGGAAAAAUAGGAAAAAAACUGGAAUUUUCAUAAAUCAGGAUUGUUAGCGGAAAUUUAUGGAAAACUGAGAAAACCUGGAAAAGUAAUGGAAUUUUAAAAUGUGUUUGGAAAUCCUUGAAAACUUGGAAGUCAUGGAAAAUAUUUAUUUACUUAGUGGUUUUGUCGACUUGAAAUCAAUAAUAAAAUUUUAAAUUUAUUGCUUAUAAUUUAUUGUCAUGUAAAACAAAAAUACAAGCACAAUACAAGAACAAGUAACGAAGACACCUACUAUCAGUAGAAUUAGUACAUCAUAAAAGAUAAUGUCAGCACAACAGAAAUAUUAUGAUGUCUUAAAACCUGGCAUAGAAUUUCUUUUCUGAUUUGCUAACAAGUAGCGAAUCUUAUUGAUGCUUAGGAAAAUUUUUGGAAUAUUACUUUUUAAUUUUUAUUUUAUAUCUUUCUGAUAAAAUUAUUUUUUUUAUAAUUUUUUUUUAAUAAUGCAAAAUAUUGACAAUCGAUUUGCAAUAAAUAUUUAUAUGCAUUUUAACUAAAAAUGCAAUAUUAAUCUUUUAGUACAUACUAAUAUACUUUAUUCAAUUUAUACAUGAAUUUCAUCUAAACUGUGUAUAAUAUACAUGUAUAACUCGUAGUGAUAAUUCUUUAUUCUAAAUUAGCAUUACGUUUUAUCAUUUGUUCAAUCCUGUACUUUCGGUAAACUUACAAAUAAAUCAUUAUGUAUCAUUUA